AUGAGCGAACUUCUUCCAUCGCAUUCGGCACGCAUAACUGCCGUCCUGCCAGUCACACCUUUGUCAAUAUCCUCCCUCAAUGCGGAAAUAUCCUCAAUCCUUGAACACUCGACAUAUCUCGAUCAAGUGGUUCUUCUGACUCCGCCUACGCUCUUAUUGCAAGCGAAGCAGAGUAUUCGCACUUUCUUGGGGACUUGGGGAACCUCAGGUCAUGUGGAACUUACAGUCAGUCCUUGGUUGACGGGGACCCAAGACGUAGCGUCACUACGAGCCGCACGUCAAACCACGUCCGACUUCGUACUUUUCUUGGAUGAUUCUGGCCUGCAGCAAACGGAAUACCAUAUACGAGAAGCGUUGCUACUUCUUGAACCGUUUUCGACCACAGUGCCUAUUGGCCCGUACGGUUUCUCGGAUGGUCAAAGCCUGACUUGCAUAUCUUCUUCAGAGAUGCCACAACCUGCAACAUUCCUGAUACCCCCAUUUGUCAUGCCGUCUACUCUGUUCCCCUCGGAUGAUCUAAAAGAGGAGACCAUCUUCGGGAUCUGGCGCGCACUUGGGGAAAGCAUCGCUACGCCUCAACGGGACUCAAUUGGCGGCUUUGUCAUCGGGCCCAACAAUGUAUCCGCGCCUUGGUGCCGUUCUAACAAGGCGGGCUCUAUUAUCGAAACCACAGAAGGAUACAGCUUCAAUAUUGUCCUUGAUCCUACGGAGCAAAGAUCUGACCAAGAUGCGACGAAUGAGACAUGUGAUGCAGAUUCCGACUUUCUUCGGCCUGCCCUCGGAUCCUUCUUGCUGGUGUUUUCUACUUUGACAGACCUCCAUAACUUCUCUCCGGCUGCCUGCCGACUUCAACGCGAUGGUCACAAUGUACAUGUUCUUCUCUAUGACGAGGGUCUCUGUUCUCCCCCACAGACGAGUGCAGAUACAAAAAGUCUCGUUCUGGCAUCCUGCAAGUUGGAAUACAGCGUGUUGCCUGUAGGCUCUGAAACCGAGGUACCUACCAGUCUUGAGGAAUGGAUCCAGUGCCACUCCUUGAGCGCAGACGUAAUCCUCACUACUCUCAGUGAAGAGGAGCGGUUUUAUCUGCACAUGCGUAGCGAGAAUGGAUCCACAGUCAUACAUAUACCUUCGUCUGACUUGCCAUUCUGCGACUGGAUGGGAUCAUUGACGCUGCAGGAAUACAAGAGUUGGCAUUUACCUCACGUUGAUAUUUCUGUUAUCACGAACGACCGGCCUCGUUCGCUCUCCCGCCUUCUUGCGUCACUAUCAACUGCGCGUUACUUCGGCGACUCGAUUGACUUGCGUGUAAACAUCGAGCAGACGGCAGAUCUGGAGACCCUAAAGAUGGUGGACGCAUUUGAAUGGACACACGGACGCAUGUUUCUGCACCGGCGGGUGAUUCAUGGUGGGCUCCUGACCGCAGUCGUAGAGUCUUGGUACCCGCGCUCGAACCAUUCUUAUGGCCUGAUACUCGAGGACGAUGUAGAGCUUUCGCCACUGUUUUACGCAUGGGUGAAACUUGCAUUACUUCGAUAUCGAUACGGACGGCGCGAUGAUGUAUCGCCCAGAUUGUUCGGCAUCAGUCUCUACCAGCAGAAGAAUCUUGAGCUGCGUCCCGAGGGGCGCCAUCCAUUCAACGCGCGCAACACUUUUUCGGCAGCGGGUUUCGUAAACCCACACACACCCUAUCUUUCGCAGAUUCCGUGCAGCUGGGGCGCGGUGUACUUCCCGGAGCAUUGGCGCGAGUUCCAUUCCUACUUGUCCUUCCGACUCUCCGAGUACGCGUGGGAUGUGGACCAGAUCGUCGUCCCCGGCGUGCGCUCUAACAAGUGGACGCGGUCAUGGAAGAAAUACUUCAUCGAGCUCGUAUACCUCCGUGGCUACGUCAUGCUCUAUCCAAACUAUGCGGACUAUGUGUCGCUGUCGACAAACCAUCUCGAGGUUGGCUCGCAUGUGAAGGACGUACCAAGCGAGGUCUAUCUCCGGAAGAAGAAGCUGUUUCUACUGCCACUGAUGCAACUGCCUGAGGAUAAGGCGUUUGCCGGAACCGGCUUGCUAGACCUUCCUGAUGCUCGCCUGCCUCAAUGGUCCGAUUUACCUUCCCUCGAUCUCUUAGGAUUGUCAGCAGGAGAAGACGAACUGAUGGAGCGAGGGAAAGUACGCAGAGCAGAGCUCACAGACUGCGCAUAUGCAGUCCACAUUGACCAUGACAUCCGCGAUCUUUUAUGCCUCUAUGACCAGUCAUCCGAAUUUGUGUAG
Messenger RNA from Postia placenta MAD-698-R-SB12, 2259 nucleotides. RefSeq lists its product as hypothetical. The record is from RefSeq and is a predicted model, not a curated record. Lineage: Eukaryota; Fungi; Basidiomycota; Agaricomycetes; Polyporales; Adustoporiaceae. Bases 1 to 2259 code for a protein of 752 amino acids. The transcript is spliced from 3 exons.